AUGAAGAAAGACAAGAUGGAAAUGCGGUCCACAGCCAAACCCCAACAAAAUGGAAAUUCAGGGGAGAUUCAAAAUGAUGUAGAGGAAGGGGAGAAGAAAAAGAAGGAAAAGCCUCAAAAGAUGCCCAUGGUCAGCCCCAUCAGGGUGUUUAGGUUUGCAGACCGCUGGGACGUUUUAAUGAUUGCUGUUGGGACGCUGAUGGCCAUGGCAAACGGCGUAGUGCUUCCACUCAUGUGUAUUGUCUUCGGGGACAUGACGGACAGCUUUAUAUCAAAUGCUGCCAUAGGCCUCGGGAACGCAUCCUUCCCCAAUGUUACACAAAUAAACAACACCUUAGAGGAGGAUAUGACAGGCUAUGCCAUCCAAUUUUCCAUCUUGGGAGCUGUGGUAGUGGUUGCAGCCUACUUGCAGGUGUCCCUCUGGACUCUGGCAGCUGGGCGGCAGGUGAAACGCAUCCGCAGCCUGUUUUUCCACCAAAUCAUGCGGCAAGACAUAGGCUGGUUUGACAUCAAUGAGACCGGAGAGCUCAACACGCGCCUCACAGAUGACGUCUAUAAGAUCCAAGAAGGUAUUGGUGACAAGGUGGGGAUGCUGAUCCAGGGUUUCACCAGCUUCGUUGCAUCCUUUGUCAUCGGUUUCACCAAAGGCUGGAAGCUCACUCUGGUCAUCCUGGCAAUAAGCCCCGUGCUUGGCAUUUCUGCUGCGCUUUUCAGUAAGGUGCUGACGUCGUUCACAAGUAAAGAGCAGACUGCAUAUGCCAAAGCUGGUGCUGUAGCAGAGGAGGUGAUCUCUUCCAUCAGAACAGUGUUUGCCUUCAGUGGUCAAGAGAAAGAAAUUGAGAGAUAUCAUAAGAAUCUGGAGGAGGCAAAGAGGGUGGGAAUAAAGAAGGCGAUCUCUUCUAAUGUUUCCAUGGGUGUCACCUUCCUGUUUAUCUACCUGUCCUAUGCUCUGGCCUUCUGGUAUGGCAGUACACUCAUCAUUGCUGACGAGUACACAAUUGGAACAUUACUCACUGUGUUCUUCGUUGUGCUUAUUGGAGCUUUUGCACUGGGACAGACCUCUCCUAACAUCGAGACCUUUGCAAAUGCUCGGGGAGCUGCACAUAAAGUGUACAACAUCAUUGAUAAUGUGCCGAGUAUCGACAGCUAUUCAGAGGAUGGCUACAAGCCCGAAUGCAUCAAAGGAGACAUAGAGUUCAAGAACAUCCACUUCAGCUACCCCUCAAGGCCAGAGAUCAAAGUCUUAAAUGGCCUGAACCUGAAUGUGAAGAGGGGGCAGACGAUUGCCUUGGUGGGAAGCAGUGGCUGUGGUAAAAGCACCACAGUCCAGCUGCUCCAGAGGUUCUAUGAUCCUCAGGAAGGAGCCGUGUUUGUUGAUGGUCACGAUAUUCGUUCUCUUAACGUCCGACACCUGAGGGAGAUGAUCGGAGUGGUGAGCCAGGAACCCAUCCUUUUCGCCACCACCAUCGCUGAGAACAUCAGAUAUGGCCGAACUGACGUGACGCAGCAGGAGAUUAUACAGGCUACCAAAGAAGCCAAUGCUUAUGACUUCAUUAUGAAGCUACCUGAUAAGUUUGAGACUCUGGUGGGAGAUCGAGGGACUCAGAUGAGCGGAGGACAGAAGCAGAGGAUCGCAAUAGCUCGAGCUUUGGUCCGCAACCCCAAAAUCCUCCUGCUGGAUGAAGCCACAUCUGCUCUCGAUGCUGAGAGUGAGACCAUCGUGCAGGCGGCACUUGACAAGGUCCGGUUGGGUCGAACCACACUGAUCGUGGCUCACCGCCUCUCAACCAUCAGAAAUGCUGAUGUCAUUGCCGGCUUCAAAGACGGCAAUGUCAUAGAGGUGGGAACUCACAGCGAGCUGAUGGAAAGAAAGGGGGUUUACCAAACACUGGUCUCCAUGCAGACCUUUCAGAAAAACGCAGAUGAGGAGGACGAGAGUGAGCAGUCUGCAGAUGAGAAGAGCCCAGGAAUCAAGUCGUUGUCGAACUCUUCGCUAUUCAAGAGGAAGAGCACAAGAGGCUCAUCCUUUGCAACUUCAGAGGGAGACAAAGAGGAAAAGGAAAAAUUAAACGGUGACAGCUCAGAGGAUGAAGAUGUUCCCCCUGUGUCGUUCCUCAAAGUGAUGGCUCUAAACACUUCAGAGUUGCCUUACAUUCUGCUGGGGACCAUUUGUGCCACCAUCAAUGGAGCAAUGCAGCCUGCGUUUGCCUUCGUCUUCUCAAAGAUCAUCAAUGUGUUUGCAGAAACAAACAAAGACAUUGUGAGGGAAAGGUCGGAGUUCUUUUCUCUCAUGUUUGUUGCUAUCGGAGGAGUUUCCUUUGUCACCAUGUUUCUUCAGGGUUUCUGUUUUGGUAAAUCUGGAGAGGUCCUCACCCUGAAGCUGAGACUCGGGGCCUUUAAGUCCAUGAUGAGACAGGAUCUGGGCUGGUUUGAUCACCCCAAAAACAGUGUUGGCGCUCUCACUACGAGACUGGCCACAGAUGCAGCCCAAGUGCAGGGGGCUGCAGGUGUGCGUAUGGCGACACUCGCCCAGAACUUCGCCAACAUGGGCACCGGUUUGAUCUUGGGCUUUGUGUACGGCUGGGAGCUGACUCUACUGCUCCUGGCUCUGGUGCCUAUUAUUGCAGUGGCUGGAGCCAUCGAGAUGAAGAUGCUCACCGGACAUGCUGCUGAAGACAAGAAGGAGCUGGAGAAGGCUGGAAAGAUUGCCACAGAGGCCAUUGAGAAUAUUCGUACUGUUGCCGGUCUCACAAGAGAAACCAAGUUUGAAGCUUUGUAUCAGGAGAACCUUCAUGUACCCUACAAGAACUCAAAGAAAAUGGCCCACAUCUACGGCCUCACCUUCUCCUUCUCCCAAGCGAUGAUCUAUUUCGCCUAUGCAGCGUGUUUCCGUUUUGGUGCUUGGCUCAUUAUGGCAGGAAGGGUCGAUGUUGAGGGUGUCUUCCUUGUGAUUUCAGCUGUUCUGUUUGGUGCCAUGGCUGUCGGACAGGCCAACUCUUUCGCUCCAAAUUAUGCAAAAGCCAAAAUGUCAGCUGCCCACCUCAUGAUGCUGUUGAACAAAGAGCCUGCCAUUGAUAAUCUGUCAAAGGAGGGAGAGCAGCCGAACCAAUUUGAUGGUAAUGUGACCUUUGAGAGGGUUAAGUUUAACUAUCCGUCGCGCCCUGACGUGUCCAUCCUGCAAGGGCUGAAUCUGAGUGUGAAGAAGGGAGAGACUCUGGCCUUGGUGGGCAGCAGCGGCUGUGGGAAGAGCACCACCAUCCAGCUGCUGGAGAGGUUCUACGACCCCAUAGAUGGGAGAGUGUUGUUGGACAAAUCAGAUGCCAAAGACCUGAACAUCCACUGGCUGAGAUCCCAGAUAGGCAUUGUGUCGCAGGAGCCUGUGCUAUUCGACUGCACCUUGGCUGAAAACAUUGCCUAUGGAGACAACAGCCGUGAAGUCAGCAUGGAUGAGAUAGAGGCGGUGGCUAAAGCGGCCAAUAUUCACAACUUCAUAGAUGGUUUGCCACUGAGGUACAACACACAGGCAGGCGAUAAGGGGACCCAGCUGUCAGGUGGUCAGAAGCAGCGGAUAGCCAUAGCCCGAGCCAUCCUCCGUAACCCCAAACUGCUGCUGCUGGAUGAGGCUACUUCUGCGCUCGACACUGAGAGCGAGAGGGUGGUGCAGGAGGCUCUGGACCAGGCCAGCAAAGGCAGGACGUGCAUCAUCGUAGCCCACCGUCUGUCCACCAUCCAAAACGCAGACCGCAUCGCUGUAUUCCAGGGAGGAGUCGUGGCCGAGGAGGGGACGCAUCAGCAGCUGCUGGCAAAGAAGGGAGUCUACUACAUGCUUGUCAACAAACAGAUGGGACACAGCGAUGAAUAACCCACGCCCUUGUGUCCAUAAUCUUUACAUUUCUAUAGGCCUGGAUUAAGCACUGUUGGCUUGUAUCAUCAUUCCACACAUGCAAAUUCAGACAGCUGAGGACUGAAAGUGUUGACUGCAUUCUGUGAAUUAAAACUAUUCAAUUCAAUUUAAUUUAUAUACCACAAAAUCACAUCAAGGUGCUUUAUAUCACAAGGUAAAGAUCAUCAUACAAUAACACAGAGGAAAGCUUCCAACAAUCAGAUGACUGAGCACUUGGCAACAGUGGGAAGGAAAAACUCGCUCUCAACAGGAAGAAGCAUCCAGCAGAACCAGGCUCGGGGAGGGGCAGCCAUCUGUUGUGUCUCAUUGGGGGGGUGGGAGACAGAGUAAAAUACGCACUGUGAAAGAGCGAGCGAUUAACACCUAAUGAUUAGAGUGGUGUAUAAAAAUGUAUAAAUUCUGAUUUCUGAUUGGCUGUCACUUUGACGUGCCCUUUCCACAAGAGAUAAUUGGCAUGUGUGUUGGGAAAAUGUAGGUGCAAAUUGUGAAACUGAUUCAACUGCUUGCUCACAUUCAUGGGAUAGUUUGACUGAUACACUGUAUGUACUUUUCCUGCUUGGUGAAACAGCAGAUUUGGCUUUUUGAAAAGCCCUUUUUUUGCUGUUUAAACAUGAAAAGUGACUCUUUUUUUGGGAGGGGGGGGGGGAUGUUUUGUUUUGUUUUUUAUCAUCAGACUGGGAUUUUAAAAAUGCCUUCAUUACUUUUUUUUAUGGGCUGAACAUGUAAAUGCAAAGACCAGUCCUCUUUGUUUAUGCACUGUGGUUUUAUGCCUCUGAUGAUGGGAUCAUCACUCCUGUCUGGAACAGUUUUGGACCAAAUCUUUAAUACUUGCAUUUACUUACUUACUUGCGUAAGUUAUGACUCAGUUCAGCUUCUUAGACUGAGUUAGAGGACCAGCAGUUUAAGCUGUGCAAAUGAUAAUUCUCAAUUCCACACUUUCUGUGGAAUUCACUAAAUUUAAUUCCGCUUCUGUUUCUGUGCUUCUUUGAGACUAUUAAUAUUUUAUAAUCAAAUAAAGGUAAUAAAAGCAAGUGUGGACAUCUUCCAACUUUAUUCUCAGAACAUUCAAACUAAACUAAAAAGCCACUUUUUCCCCUCAAAGUGGUAUAAUCACAGUGAUAGUC
This is a messenger RNA of Archocentrus centrarchus (flier cichlid), 5027 nucleotides long. RefSeq names its product ATP-binding cassette, sub-family B (MDR/TAP), member 4 (gene abcb4). The record is from RefSeq and is a predicted model, not a curated record. The coding region runs from base 1 to 3861 and encodes 1286 amino acids. Gene Ontology annotation, biological process: oligopeptide export from mitochondrion. Gene Ontology annotation, cellular component: mitochondrial inner membrane. Gene Ontology annotation, molecular function: ATP binding; ABC-type oligopeptide transporter activity; ATP hydrolysis activity. The transcript is spliced from 27 exons. Lineage: Eukaryota; Metazoa; Chordata; Actinopteri; Cichliformes; Cichlidae.